Messenger RNA from Physeter macrocephalus (sperm whale), 3027 nucleotides. It is a transcript of the gene DHRS12, whose product is annotated as dehydrogenase/reductase 12. The transcript has 6 exons. The record is from RefSeq and is a predicted model, not a curated record. Lineage: Eukaryota; Metazoa; Chordata; Mammalia; Artiodactyla; Physeteridae. Bases 135 to 626 code for a protein of 163 amino acids.
AUUUUUUUUGUUUUCUGGUUUAGAACAUCUUUCUGCACAUUGUGGACUUAUCUGAUCCCAAGACAGUCUGGAAAUUUGUUGAAAAUUUCAAGCAGGAACAUACCCUCAAUGUCCUGAUCAAUAAUGCAGGUUGCAUGGUCAAUAAGAGAGAGCUCACGGAAGAUGGACUUGAGAAAAACUUUGCUACCAACACUCUGGGUGUGUAUGUUCUCACGACUGCCCUGAUCCCCGUCUUGGAGAAAGAACACGACCCCAGAGUGAUAACAGUCUCCUCCGGAGGAAUGUUGGUUCAGAAACUGAAUACCGAUGACCUACAGUCAGAAAGGACAGCAUUCGAUGGCACCAUGGUCUAUGCACAAAACAAAAAAGGCCACCUGCCCUUCAGGGCAGGGACAGUUUCGUUACACCUCAGGCCUCCUGAGCUGAGCGCCGCAUGGCACUUGCCACGCCUAGGAAGCAGCUCCACAGAUACUCCUCAGGAGCCUAGCACAGCGCUGGAUACAAAGAAGGUUCUGAGAAGCUUUCUCUGCUGGACUGAACUGAGGUCUGGGAGACCUAAGUCUACCUACCAGCUGGGGUCUUUGAGGAUGGAAGCCCAAUAUUCUCACCGAAAAAAUGAUAUCUGACCUCUCUCUUUCAUAGGGUUAUUGUAGGAUUAAACUGAGGCGUCUGUGUGUUUUGGAAGCUCUUUGACAAAAUAUUAGGCGCUACUCAAAUAUAAGAAUCAAGGAUGGGGUGAACUGGGAGAUUGGGAUUGACAUACAUACACUAUUGAUACUAUGUAUAAAAUAGAUAACUAAUGAGAACCUGCUGUAUAGCACACAGGACUCCACUCAGUGCUCUGCGGUGACUUAAAUGGGAAGGAAAUCCAAAAAAGAAGGGAUAUAUGUAUACGUAUAGCUGAUUCAUUUUGCCGUACAAUAGAAACUAGCACAACAUCGUAAAGCGACUAUACUCCAAUAAAAAUUAAAAAAAAAAAAAAAAAAGAAACAAGAAAAGAUUCCGGAUAAUUUGGAAAAAAACAAAACACGAAAAACAAAUACAGGAAUCACCAAACACCAAUCCAGUGGCCAAUUUUCAGGGCAGAGGAAUGGCUGCUGUGAACGUGGGCCUUAUCCUGCCUGAUGCCCUUGCCCUUCUUUCCUGCACCUUCUUUGUGAACCCCGUCUUCCUCAAUCUGUCAGCAGCUCCAAUGCUUCCCUAUCCCCACCUCGGGCACUCAAACCCACUCUCACAGCGUGACACUAACGACGCUGAGGAAGUUUACUUCUCCUAGUUCUGUGACACCAAGGGCAACCCCUCUCAGACUAAGACCUGGUGUCAAGGAGCCCCUCAUAGACUCCACCUUAUUACUAAGCUUGAAUUAUCAAUAACUAAAGCACCAGGCAAGGCCUUCUUCUGUUUUUCCUGUUCAAGGCAGUUCUGACCGGUAGCUCCUGAUCUCACAGCCUGUCCACCGCACCAAGCUCCAGGGUGUGAUCCUAUCAGGAUGGACUCCAAGUAUGGUUCGUUUCAUCUUCUAAAAGGCCAAGCCUGUAUGUCUCAGAAACUGGAAGACCUAUUAGUUUAGGCUUCAUUUUUCUGGAACUGAGAGACUCUGCCUCCACUUUAUAGCUUUUCCUUUCUUAUCCAACUGUAGAUGCAAGUCUCCCAGAACAACGUUUUGCCUAAGGACACGCAGCACCCAGUGAUGCUGGCAGUGAGUACUGACACUCGCCCUGCUUACAGUCUGUGUGAACCACCGCGUAGAAAUAAAACUAGUUAUGAGCUAAUCUGAAUGAGUCCAAGAAAUAUGGCUGACCUUCAUUCAAAGUCUGUAUCUGAUUUCUCGGAGGGAGCCCAAGUAGCAGGAAUUACUUGGUAGAGUAGCUAGUAACCAAGUAUUAGGAAACAGGGCUGUAUUUUGCUUUUCCUUUUCUUCACUUACAUGGAUGAUGUCAACUCCUUCUACGUGAUCUCCAUAUGUGUCCCCUUGUCAUGGAGAGAAAUAUAAGGGAGGGAUUCCUUUCAUGAGCUGAUACUGAGGUCUGAGUGGUCCCACAACCCAAGUAUAGCCCCAGACAACUGAUCUGUUCUCUCAUGUGGGAAUGAAGGACUUAGUAGCUACGUCUCUAAAAUUAAACUCUAACACAAGAAAUAAUUAUUCAUGCAUGGGCCCUCUAAAAUUGAAUUAGCUCAUAUCUAAUAAUUCCAAACUGUAAAUAUAACUACUUAGGAGAAGUUUUUGAAACUCGUGUUUCCAGGCAGAUCUACAGGCAGAGCUAAUGCUGCUUAAAACCAGUCAGUUCAUGGGAGUUGAUAUAUUAGAGUCAUAGCUAAGAUCAGGUUGAAAACUUUAAAAGUUAAAGACAAUUCAAUUAGCUUCAGAGUUCUAAAGCAGAUUGAAAAUUCUCUUUGGCAACAUGAUCAGGCUUUGCCUCCGGAGACCUCGGGCAGCACACGUGGGACAAAUCAGAGUGUGGUCCAAGGGUCACUGGCAGAGCUACUUGGGAGGCUUGUUACGACACAGAUGCCCGCAGCUCCAGACCAGUGGAGAGAAUCUCCGAGGACAGGGCCCAGGAAUCUACUUAACAGAUUUCUCAGUGAUUCUUUGCGGACAACAAAGUUUGAGAACUGCUCCAAGGAAGCACAAAGCUUUCUCUGCUCUUCCCCUCAGUCUCCUGAAAUCCACUCCUUAAGGAAGAAGAGCCUGAUACUAAUCAAGGCGAGUACUCAGUAAAUAUCUGGGGAAGUACAACAUGUACUGGGUGAGGAUAUUAUCUCUCUCCUUUUCCUUAAGCUGCCAGGAAUCUUGAAACCACAUUGAACUCAAUUAUAGAAAUUCUGUAGGCCUUCAUAGCUUAUAUUCUGAAGCUCUUUUUUCUCUCACUCUCAAAUUUUUACUCUUAUAGUCUUCCCUGGUUCUCUUUUUUACCUUUUAUUUCUUUGCUGCCAUUAUUUUAUUUUGUGGCUUUUGUAAGCACUCUCAAAUCCUCUGUGGGUUAAAAUGGGGUAUAAAUAAAUAAACAUACUUAUGUACAGAUAUAA